Messenger RNA from Osmerus eperlanus (European smelt), 4275 nucleotides. It is a transcript of the gene abcb10, whose product is annotated as ATP-binding cassette, sub-family B (MDR/TAP), member 10. The record is from RefSeq and is a predicted model, not a curated record. The coding region runs from base 649 to 2814 and encodes 721 amino acids. Gene Ontology annotation, cellular component: mitochondrial inner membrane. Gene Ontology annotation, molecular function: ATP binding; ATP hydrolysis activity; ABC-type oligopeptide transporter activity. The transcript is spliced from 13 exons. Gene Ontology annotation, biological process: oligopeptide export from mitochondrion. NCBI's taxonomy places the organism in Eukaryota, Metazoa, Chordata, Actinopteri, Osmeriformes, Osmeridae.
CUCUUGUGACAUCGGCCAUUGAUUUCACCAACGGGCAGUUAGAUAGACAUUACAGUUGAGACGGAUAACCACAACGUUAGCUUGCUAGUUAGCCAGGUGCAUCUCCGGGGUGACCUUCGUCUCUGGUUCCAUGUCUUACUUCUCACGGUGAAGGUCUGUUUUUUGGUGGGUAGUGGGUUUGGCUGUCCUUGUUGCCUGGAGAUUGCGUGUUUGGAUGAGCUACUCCCACCGAUCCACGGACAGAUUGUUGUGACAGGGUGCUGCUAGUGCGUGAUAGUAGAUAACUUGGCGUACUAACAAGCUCCAUGAACGUGACUGUCAUGAACAGAUAACAUAUUAAACAACUGUCAAAAUCGAACAAUGUAGCUAACUAGCUUAUCCUUCGGCGUUGAUGUUGUUUUCAUAGCAUUUGGGAAGGAUGGAUGUGGGCAAAUGGUGCUCCUUGGAUACAUGGGUCGUCGUGGACAUGCAAUCAGCACUAAUCAGAUUUGUUAUCGAGCAGUAGUUAGCUUGUUAUAUAUUCGCUUGUAGUAGCCUGACAACAAUGGUUUGAGGUAUAACAGCUAAUUAGUUAUAUAUAAGCUAUAUACUGCUUGUCAGAUUGAAUUUACUUAGGCUGUAAUUCGUUAGCAGCAGACUUCUUGUAGAAUGAGACUGCUUUUGCAGAUGUCUAGAUGUACAGGCGGGGUGCAUCUACUGAAACGCAAGAUUGUUCACUCCCGUGCACACAGACUGUUUUGGAUAGAGAACCAUGUCAUCAGGGGACAGAGAAUCAAGCGAGAUCUUUCAGCAGCGGAGACAUUUUUGGAACCUGCGGCACGCCCCUCGCUCUCUAGGAGACACGUAGCCGCUCUUGUGCCGUGCUGGUUUCCACUUGGAGGGUUUUAUGGUCCCUUGACCAGGAGCUCAUGGACAGCCACUCACGCGUGCGCCUCUUACAGUUCUUCAAGCAAGUCUAAACCAACAACUCAACAUGGAGUUGACAAUACAUAUGUUCCAUCAACGGAGAAGACGGAACCCCCCACCACCAUACCAUUCGAGGAUGUCAGAAGGAUAAUGUCUCUUGCUCACCCAGAGCGCUGGAGACUGUCAGCUGCGGUUGGCUUCCUACUGGUUUCGAGUUCGGUCACCAUGUCAGCCCCCUUUUUCCUGGGCAAAGUGAUAGACACCAUCUACACCAGCAGCUCCGAUGACUUCACUUCCUCCCUCACGUCCCUCUGUAUCAUGCUGUCUGGGGUCUUCCUUGUUGGGGGUGCUGCGAACGCCGCUCGGGUCUACCUUAUGCAGGUCACAGGGCAGCAGAUCGUGAGGAACCUCCGGGUGGCCCUGUUCUCGUCCAUCCUGAGACAGGAAGUAGGGUUCUUUGACAGGACGCGCACCGGUGAACUGAUCAACCGGCUGUCGGCAGACAGCAUGUUGGUGGGGCGCUCCGUUACAGACAACCUCUCAGACGGCCUCCGUGCUGUGGCUCAAGCUGCUGCUGGGGUCAGCAUGAUGUUCUACGUGUCCCCCAGUCUGGCAGCGUUUGUGUUGAUGAUCGUCCCUCCCAUGGCUGUUCUUGCAGUGGUCUAUGGCAGAUACCUGCGCUCCAUCUCCAAACGCACACAAGACUCCCUGGCCGAGGCCACUCAGCUGGCUGAGGAACGCAUCAGUAACCUGCGGACAGUGCGUGCGUUUGGGAAGGAGCUAACCGAGGUGGAGAAGUACAUGGAGAAGGCUGACUAUGUUUUCCAGCUGGCCAAGAAAGAGGCUGUCUUGAAAGCAGGGUUCUUUGGAGUGACGGGGUUAAGUGGGAACAUCAUUAUCCUGUCGGUGCUGUACAAGGGAGGCCUGCUGAUGGCCAAUGAACACAUGACCGUGGGAGAGCUGUCCUCCUUCCUCAUGUAUGCCUUCUGGGUAGGCAUCAGCAUCGCAGGCAUGAGCUCGUUCUACUCGGAGAUGAUGAAGGGAUUCGGAGCGGGGGCACGGCUGUGGGAGCUAAUGGACAGGAAGCCGGAGUUUCCCCUAAACGAGGGGCUGAUCUUGGCAUCAGAGCAGCUGAGAGGCCAGCUGGAGUUCCAGAACGUCACCUUCUCGUACCCGACACGCAAGGACGCGCCCAUCUUCCAGGACCUGACCCUGUCUGUGCCAGCAGGCACAGUCAUGGCUGUGGUGGGCCCCAGCGGCUCAGGGAAGUCAACCCUGGUCUCCCUGCUGCUGCGCCUCUAUGACCCGGACUCAGGUGUGAUCACUAUUGAUGGGCGGGAUGUACGGGAUCUCAAUCCUUAUUGGCUGAGGAGUCACAUUGGAACAGUCAGUCAGGAGCCAGUGCUGUUUUCCUGCUCUAUUGCUGAGAACAUUGCCUAUGGAGCUAUCGACUCCAGCACUGUGACAGCCCAGGAAAUACAUCAAGCGGCUCGCAUAGCCAACGCCUAUGACUUUGUACAGGCUUUCCCAAAGGGCUUUGACACUGUAGUAGGAGAGAAGGGUGUGCUGCUGUCAGGCGGUCAGAAACAGAGGAUAGCCAUAGCCAGGGCUUUGCUCAAGAAUCCCAAGAUCCUUUUACUUGAUGAAGCUACGAGUGCACUGGAUGCAGAGAACGAGUUCCUGGUCCAGGAUGCGUUGGAGCGCCUCAUGGAAGGCCGGACGGUGCUGAUCAUUGCCCACCGUCUCUCCACCAUACAGAACGCCGACGCCGUGGCCGUGCUGGACCAACGACGCGUGGUGGAAUGCGGCCAGCACGCCACGCUGCUAGGCAACCGACAGGGCCUAUUUCGCAAGCUGAUGGAAAAGCAGGCCUUUCUGCAGCAGGGACAGAAGCAGGCUCUGCGCUGAGAGAGGAAAAGAGCCAGGGAGGGAAGGUAUGGGGGGAUGGAAAAGGGAGGAAAAACAAGCUUUUGUCCAAGGAAGGAAGAAAUGUAAUGGUUGGGAGAAAUACGAGAAAAAGGCCUUCCUGGAAGGCAGGAAGGGAGAGAGAGGAGAGAAGGAGGACCAGAAACACUGAAGUGGAGCUUAUGAGGACAAUAGUGAAACCUUGUGCAACUAUCAGAGCAUCUAUAAUCAAGACUUGCUUUUUUUAACCAAAUAACAGUCCUGACGGCAUAUAAAUGGACAUGACUGCAAAGUAUAUUUAUUUAUAUAUAUUUGUUGAAAAUUGUCAACUUGAAGCCAAUAUUCUUGUAUGAUAUGACAUGGAAUGUAUUCUGUGUCAUUUAUCCACGUGGUCCUGUGUCUUACGUCAAAUGAACAGCGACACACCCAAAAGCAAAAUCCCACACCAGCCGCUUGGUCCAAGUUGACAACCUUGUAUAUCUAAUAUCAAGUAUGACAGUGUGUUCACUGUUUAUUAUGUACAUUGGACCUUUAUUCAGGUCACUGACUAACAUUCGUUUAUGCCGAGCACUGAUAUGGUAUCACUGACAAUAGGCAGAAUCUUUUUUUGCAAGAUUGUUUUUUUGUGAGGGGUAAUGUUGACAGGGUUAGUCUUGGCUCAACUGUGAUGAGUUCAUGUGCUUCAUUCAUUGUAUGUAGGGCCAUGUCACUAUCAUGACCAGACCACUGCCAUACAGUAGCUUUGACUGGACUGGUACAGUAUAUUGGUUUUGUGAAGGCUACAAUCCCAAAUCAUUAAUCAAGCUGUUUCUGGUUUCUGUGUUUUUUGUCUCAUUUCUGCUGGAUGAUUUGACUCACGUAUGUUUUGAUAAAAAAAUAUGCAGCUUGUGUGUGUACUCAUAUCAGUUAGUCAGGUCAGCUGUCAUUGUAGCCUUGUGUGUUUCAUACCACAGUUUACCAUUAAUUCAUUGUAUUCAACCUGAUUUGUUGUUGAGCAGUACACCACCUCUACUUUGGAAUACAAUGGUGGUGUAUCAUCUUACCUGGAGACAGGGGAUGUCUGUGACUAUUGUACUGUAGAAGAACAGGCCAUUGUCUGUUCCCUGUGCUGAGACCUUUAACAUCGAACCACCCAGGUGUCAUGAAUCUUCAGGUCAUGUAACAUUCAUGUCUCAAUACUCAUUCAAUGGAGUUAUACUGAAAGACUGUACACCGAAACAUGAGUAUUUUCUACAGGAUCAACUUUAAUCAGAGUUCACCAUCCAUAAAGUAUAUCACUAUUGAGAACUAAAUCACGUAUGUGUGCAGUUUUGUGUAUGAAUGUUUCAGGAGACAUAUACAGAUUUUAUAUACAGAGCUCAUGGUAGCUUUAUUAUGGUGUUAAUAAUGUAUUAAUAUGAGAUAUUUUAAUGAUUUUUGUGUUAAAUUAUUAGGUCUUAAUAAGAAAUAAACCUAUUCCCAGAC